This is a messenger RNA of Salvelinus fontinalis (brook trout), 4926 nucleotides long. Its product is annotated as sentrin-specific protease 7-like. Gene Ontology annotation, molecular function: SUMO-specific endopeptidase activity. Lineage: Eukaryota; Metazoa; Chordata; Actinopteri; Salmoniformes; Salmonidae. The record is from RefSeq and is a predicted model, not a curated record. Gene Ontology annotation, biological process: protein desumoylation. The transcript is spliced from 22 exons. Gene Ontology annotation, cellular component: nucleus; cytoplasm. The coding region runs from base 173 to 3112 and encodes 979 amino acids.
UCCUGCUGCUAGAUUGAUGUAGCAUUUUACUGGAAGCAGUCAUCCCUUGCUUGCUAGCCAAUAUGGUAACAUUUAAUUGGUUGCAAAUGACAACGUAAUGGCGUCUUUACAAUGCUUCUUGUUUUCGUUCGUUAGCCAUAUUUCCGUCUGAUUCAGCACCCUUGACAGUUAAAUGGCAGUUCCCUUCAAAAUCCCCAAGAGAAAACAGCCAUCAGAAGCUGACAACAUGCACAUGCUGUCCCCUCUCUCACGUCUCCGGGAUACCUCCAGCCCAUUCGAGACAAGCUGGUGCAAUGGCUCUUCAAAUGGAAAAAGGCCUGAACAGGUUGGCUCUCUGAAUGGACACAUCCCCAGAGCAGGGAAACAGAGCCAGUCAACAGGCUUCCAGAGACCAGCUCAGACCCCAGAACACCGUCCAGUUGCCAGCCAGAGAGGGAAUUCCCCAGAGCACAGCAAAUGGAGAGAGACCCCCAUGCCAAACACACUGUGGAGAUCACCCCCUCGCUGUCAGCUAGCAGUCAACGGAACACCUAGAAAGCAGACGGAGUCUCUGACUCAUAAGAAUCCACCUCACAUCCAAUCAAGCCCUGUGACAUCAUCAACACACAAAGCUGAACAAAGACUCCCAGCAGCCUCUCCUCCCUGCUUCAAAAACGGAUGGCGCCCUAAGAGGGCAUCAGACACACUGUGCCGGGAUAAGAAUCAAGGGACGGGGUGUGUGUCGCCACUGCUCAAGACGCCCCGGGCAGAGUUCAGUGAUUCCCAAAUGUCUGUGAGAUGCAGCCCAGUGGAGUCGGAGCAGGAUUCGGCAUCAGAACCGGCUCCAGAAAGAGAGGUGGACAGUUCCUCAAAGACGGACGACAGGCGCUCUGUCUCCCCAGGAGACUCAACAUGGAGGAGACGUGACUCUGGGAUGAAUGGAUCUCCACCACAAAACACAGAGAAGGAGAGGACGGGAAGCUCAGGAUCACUGCAGAAUCAGAUCAAGAGGACUAGUGGUUUACCAGGGACGGGCCCCAGGGGAAGUGUCCCUGUCCCAGCAGGCCACCGAAGCCAGAGCUCAGAUAGUGACGACCCUCCCGACCGCCCCUUGACGUCAGGGGCCAGAGGGGCAUCCACAGGGUCCCCGAGACACCCCCUCUCCGCUGUGGCUUCAGUGACCCAGGCCACACGGGAGACGCGGUUUUCCUUUAGCAGGCCUCCCCUCCGGGCUAACCUCACAGACAGAGAGAGGAGGCCUCCAACCAAGUGUCUCUCCCUCCAUCUCAGGCUGAGGAGGCCCAAGCCCCCCUCCACAGAACCUAUUGUGCUGUCCAGUGAGGAUGAGGAGGACAUGGAUGAUGAAGAAGAGUGCCCCAGGCUGAAGACCCCACAACAGAGCCCCAGGCAAGGCCAACCCACCCCAGAGGAACAUGUACUCAAACAGGCUGUGGUUGGAGAGAAGGUCAUUGGGUCACAGAGCGUAUCGGAGCACCAACCUGGCAACACACAGCCACUGCCUCCUAUCAUGGAACUGUCCUUCUCUACACUGCACGCUGGGGUGGUCCGAGCACAGGCCAAUGGAAACCUGGUGGUAACAGAUGAUGGCAUCACUCUACCGCUGAAAGAUUCCAGGGUGUCAUCUGAGGAGGAGGGGGGGGUGUCGGUGAGCCUGGUGGCGUCCCAGCUCAGGGGGUACGCGGUGUGGGACGGGGGUCUAGCCCAAGACGGGAGUCUCUUCCAGGGUUGUCCCGGCCGAGCGGCCCCCUCCCUGCUCUUCCUCUGGGUGUCUGAGGCCCAGGCCAACUUGGUGCAGACAGAGCUAUCAGCCCUCCACCCUGUUACACUGCCUGGUCAGGCCUGUCCAUUCCUCCUCCUGGUCCUAAGAGAACAGCUGGGUGAUCUGCAGGCUGCUCUGCUAGCCUCCAUGCUGGAUGUAGAGGCAUUCCGUCAGGGCCGCUCCUACGACCUGAAGAGCCCUCUGUCCUGGGCAGACGGCCUGGCACUGAUACACAGCUGUCCCCAGGACGCCCACCUGCUCACCCUGCUGGGGCAGAGCCUGGUGGCAGACCCCGGCCUGGGGGCAGCAAAGGGGAGCCCCAGUCGGACCAGAGCGAACCACAGAAGCAGAGAGCCUUACUCCAGACUCAAGGGCCUGCUGCCCACCAGGUUGAUCCAGUACCCACCACUCCCUUCUAAAGGAGGAAUCACCGUGACAACAGAGGACCUAGACUGUCUGGACAGUGGCCAGUUCCUCAAUGACGUCAUCAUCGACUUCUACCUUAAGUAUCUUCUCCUGGAGCGGGCCCCGGGGCCCCUGGCAGAGAGAUGUCAUGUCUUCAGCAGCUUCUUCUACAAGCAGCUGACCCGCCGGGACACGUCCCUGGAGGAGGAGGCUGCCAUCCCGGCCAGGGACAGGAGGCACCAGAGGGUGAGGACGUGGACCCGCCAUGUUGACAUCUUCAACAAGGACUACCUGUUUGUGCCUGUCAAUCACAAAGCCCACUGGUACCUUGUGGUGAUCUGUUUCCCUGGCCUGGAGCAGGCCCAGCAUGAGGAGUGGUCCGGCCCAGCUGGAGUGGAGGCCAACGGGGGGAAGAGGAAAUGCCAGCCCCAGGCUUCAACUGGGCCUUCUCCAGAGGCCAGCAACCCCAAACUGCAGAACGGAGCAGGUGGAACAGGGGGAGCCAGUGGGAAACCUAUAUUGAGGCCCAACAACCCACCAGCGUGUACCCAAGAUGGUUGUCAGAGGGAGACCAUCAUUAAGAAACCCUGCAUUCUCAUCAUGGACUCCCUGAAGAUCUCUUACCAUGAGAGCAUCUAUAAGCUCUUGCGGGAUUACCUACAUGUAGAGUGGGAGGUGCGUAGAGGAACACGCAGAGACUUCACUGUGGACAGUAUGAAGGCUUCCCACUGUACAGUCCCUCUACAGGACAACAGCAGCGACUGUGGCCUCUACCUCCUGCAGUACGUGGAGAGCUUUCUGCAGAACCCAGUGGUGCACUUUGACCUCCCCCUGCGUUUGGAGCGCUGGUUUCCACGGCAACAGGUGUGGAGGAAGAGGGAGGAGAUCCGGAGCCUGGUGAUGGAGCUGCACGGUCGCCAAGGCAACGGCGGGAGCAGCUGCAGGUAGCCAGGGUACCUGAUCAGCAAUGCACUACUACUACAAUACCCCUAAACUGUGAAGGACUUUUAUUUUUUAAAUGUACAAUACAUGUAAUAUUUAUACUAUUUUUGUAUUACUAUUUUUUAAAUAAAAUGUCUCAGGAUGUUUGUUUCUCACUUGUAUGUAAUGUGAAUGUACAAAAUAAUAGGAUUGUAAAAUUGAAUAAAAUUGUUGAUGUAAUGUUUAGGUUUUAUGUUACAUUAUAGAAGAGAGCAUUUGGAAUGGACAUUAUUACACAAGGAUAUGAGUGAGCACACACAUCUAGUUUGCUGAGCAGAAGCGUAACUCAUGUACCCAGAACAGGUUUCUUUUUCAAAUGUCCUUAUGACUCACACAUAAAACCACUAUAAAUAUUAAAGUCAAUAUUACUCAGUUCUUCCUGUUCCGUGUGUCCGGCUGUUGUUCCUGACCAUCGGUCAUAAAGGACUCAAUAUGCACAUGAUUGUUAGCAGCUGCUAAACAAUAGUGUUAUCACUACAGACGAGUCAACAUGUUGGCAGAGUUUUACUUUUGGCUCGUCAUGAUGUAGCUGCUUAGUUUGUAAGAAAAGCCAAUGUUCCAGUGGGGAACACCGAGUAAGCUUACACAAUGACCGCUUGUAAUAUGAUGAUUAGAACAGCACCUCUCCCCUCUUCUGUUUACAGGCAGAACUAAAUUCCCCUCCAAGGUUGUGCUGUAUGAAAGUCUAGGGACCUGACUCACUCUGUCAUAAGAAACAGAAAUAACAUUCUCCCCACACAGUAAGGGUUUCCAUUUGGGUUUCUGUUUGUUUUCAUGGUGUAAACAUUGAUUUGUUAAUGGCAUGUUUAUAAUGAUGUAUUUACAAUAAUGUAUUUAUAAUGUGGUAUAUUCCUGGAUUAAAGAUGCUCCCAAAGUCUACCUAGCAACGGCUGGACAGAACUCUUCUGUCACCAUCACAAUAUUGUAGAGCGAGAAUCCCAGAUAUGACCUUUUAAGUUAUUGUGUGUUUUUCACACGGACACAGUUAAUAGGUUUUUCAGUUUGGGUCGUUAACACUAAGUCUGAUAGGAUAUGUGCUUAACCAUAUGUACUUAAUUGGGUUAAGUUGGUAGAAUGAGCGUUUUUGGAUAAUUGGAGUCUUUGGUGCAGCCUCACAGCAUGUGGGCCCCAGACAGAGCCCUCUUAGACAGGACAGAGCCCUCCUCCACCCCUACUGGUGUUGGAAGGGUUAAGGUCACCCCCCCACACCUCCCAAAUGAGUGGGGCUACCCUUUUCCUAUUCGCCCCAUCCAAAUCUCUACCCCAUUGAUUUAGCCACUGUCAGAAAAUGGCCCCACUACUACAGUAUAAAAACUAGUGUUUAUCAAUUCUUCCAUAUUGUUAUCCUAAUACUAUAAUUAUGUUGGCUUUAAUUCUGUCUUAUAGUUCAGUUAAAGCCGUAUAGUCAAAUGCAGUAGCCGGUUUGAAGGUUUAAAUUGUGCUGUUAAGGUAGCCACUGGUUCGCUAUGGAUGGGCUUUACGGCUGGGUUCAAGGGUUCCAUAGAAUGAGCCAAGGACAUCCAUACUGCUUAACUCGUCUUACACCUUCCAGCCUACAACUACUAAUGCAUUGGUUUAGGGUCUGGAGAUCAGGUCUGAGAUCAAUGUCCUUCCAAUAGAUCGGUCCAGAGAGUCAACAGGUAGUCUGGAGACGUGUUUUAUACAGAACCGUGUUAAAGCAGUUUGAAGUUAGUUUUGUUUUUAUUUACACAUAGUUAAACUCAUUUAAAUGGGCUAACAUCAAAUCUACUUUGUAAUGACAAUAAAGAAACUCCAAGUGA